This is a messenger RNA of Malania oleifera, 3441 nucleotides long. Its product is annotated as pentatricopeptide repeat-containing protein At3g22150, chloroplastic. The record is from RefSeq and is a predicted model, not a curated record. NCBI's taxonomy places the organism in Eukaryota, Viridiplantae, Streptophyta, Magnoliopsida, Santalales, Ximeniaceae. Gene Ontology annotation, biological process: RNA modification. Bases 36 to 2579 code for a protein of 847 amino acids. The transcript has a single exon. Gene Ontology annotation, molecular function: RNA binding; protein binding.
UGUCAGCUGACGGGAAGAAGGCCUGCAUUUUAACAAUGGCCUCUUCUGCUUUAGCCUCUUCACUCCAACUCGCCAUAGCCUCUCCUCGAAACCACAAUGACCAUUCAUCCCCAAUCAUCUCCCCACCUCCUCCUCAGCGCUACCCUUCUGAGUCUCCCCUUCCUCACCACCAAACGUCUGCAAACCCAAAGCCCAAAAACCCCACACUUCGACAUCGGCUCAGCCAAUUGUGCAAAGAUGGCCGACCCCACGACGCCCGCCGCCUCUUCGAAGCAGUUCCCCGCCCCACCACCGUUCUUUGGAACACAAUUAUCAUCGGCUUCAUCUGCAACAACAUGCCCUAUGAAGCCAUUUUGUUCUAUGCCCGCAUGAAGUCAUCUUCUCCCGAAACUCAAUAUGACUUCUACACUUACUCUUCUGCGCUCAAAGCUUCUGCCGAUGCCCGGCGGCUUAGAAUAGGUAAAGCCGUGCACGGCCAUAUUCUCCGAUGUCAUUCGACUCCCAGCAGAAUUGUAUGUAACUCGCUCUUGAAUAUGUACUCUUCUUGUCUGAGCACACCGGAUGGCGAAAUGAGUUUUGGGGAUUUUGAUUUCUCGCGGUAUGAUGUAGUACAGAAAGUGUUUGAUACAAUGCGUAAGAGAAAUGUUGUGGCUUGGAAUACAAUGGUUUCCUGGUACGUGAAAACGGGAAGGAUUGUUGAAGCAGUUAAGCAAUUUAAGUUGAUGAUGAAUUUGGGAAUAAAACCGACUGUUGUUAGUUUUGUCAACGUCUUCUCCGCAGUCUCGAGGAUCAGGGACCAUAAGAACGCUAAUGUUUUGUAUGGAAUGCUUCUUAAAUUGGGUAGUGAAUACGUGAAUGAUAUGUUUUCCGUGAGUUCGGCUAUAUUUAUGUUUGCCGAGCUUGGUAGCCUUGAUUUUGCUAGGAUUAUUUUCAACAGAUGUUUGGAGAGAAAUACAGAAGUGUGGAACACAAUGAUUAGUGCGUACAUUCAGAACAGUUGUCAUGUUGAAGCGAUGGAUCUAUUUCUUCAGGCGAUGGAGUCAGAACAAACUGUUCUUGAUGAUGUAACUAUUCUUUCAGCUCUAACUGCAAUUUCACAAUUGCAGCAGUUGGACUUGGGUCAACAGUUGCAUGCAUAUAUAAUUAAAAAUUCCAUUGCAUUGUCUGUUACAACACUAAAUGCCAUCAUUGUCAUGUAUUCUAGGUGCAAUUCUGUUGAGACAUCAUUCAAAGUUUUUGAUAAAAUGACGGAAAGAGAUAUUGUUUCCUGGAAUACCAUGGUUACAGCCUUUGUGCAGAAUGGGUUGGAUGAUGAGGGGUUGAUGCUUGUGGAAGAGAUGCGGAAGCAAGGAUUUGUGAUUGAUUCCAUAACCAUGACCGCUCUACUUUCAGCAGCAUCAAAUCUACGGAACCAGGAAAUUGGAAAACAAAUUCAUGCUUAUCUUCUUAGGCAUGGGAUACAAUUUGAGGGAAUGGACAGCUAUCUUAUUGACAUGUGUGCCAAAUCUGGUUUAAUUAUGACUGCUCAAAGACUAUUUGAGACAAAAUGCAGCCAUGAUGCAGAUCCAGCCACAUGGAAUGCCAUGAUUUCUGGGUACACACAAAAUGGGCUGACUGAACAGGCUUGCAAUACCUUCAGGCGGAUGUUUGAGCAUAAUUUGAUGCCCAAUGCCGUGACCUUAGCAUCCAUUCUCCCAGUUUGCAAUCCAAUCGGAUGUAUUGGCUUGGGUAAACAACUCCAUGGCUUUGCCAUUCGCCACUUCCUGGAUCAAAAUGUCUUUGUGAGGACUGCUUUAGUGGACAUGUACUCAAAAUCUGGUGCAAUUACUUAUGCUGAAGGGGUAUUUGCUGAAGCCUAUGAAAGAAAUUCUGUUACGUAUACCACCAUGAUAUUGGGUUAUGGUCAACAUGGGAAAGGGGAGAAAGCUCUCUCUUUAUUUCAGUCACUGCAUAGCCUAAGCAUUAGACCAGAUGCUAUUACCUUUGUUGCAGUCUUGUCUGCUUGCAGUUAUGCUGGUUUGGUUGAUGAAGGUCUUCAUAUAUUUGAAUCAAUGCAGAGAGAAUAUAAGAUCCAGCCCUUGGCUGAGCACUAUUGUUGUGUUGCAGAUAUGUUAGGAAGAGUUGGAAGAGUUUCGGAAGCAUAUGAACUUGUCAAAGAAUUGGGAGAAGAUGGAUUUAAUAUGGUGGAAAUUUGGGGAUCACUUCUUGGGGCAUGCAGACUGCAUAAAGAAUUUGAAUUGGGAAAGGUUAUUGCGAGUAAGCUGCUUGAAAUGGAGACAAGAAACCGCAUGGCAGGCUAUCAUGUUUUGCUAUCAAAUAUACAUGCAGAGGAAGGAAAUUGGGAAACUGUUGAUAAUCUGAGAAAAGGGAUGCACGGCAAAGGUUUGAGGAAGGUACCUGGCUCCAGUUGGAUCGAGGUUGCAGGUUCCAUAAACUAUUUUGUCUCAAGGGAUCGAAAGCACCAGCGGGUUAAUAAGAUAUAUGAAAUAUUGGAAGAUUUGGCUGCGAAUAUGAAAGUUGCAGGUUAUUGGACUCGUCCAUAUUCUGAUACGGGUGAGAUUUCUGAGUAUGAUGAGUGAUCGCGACUCUUUUUUGGCAGUCAAUUGCAUUUGGAAAAUAGAAAUGGGUGGCAAUCACUUGAUCCGUUAGCUGACCAGAAAUGGCUUGCUAUAGGAAAAUGGAUAACAUUGAUGGGUAAUUGGUGGUUUGUCUUUGUGGUUCAUGUUGAUACCCCAUUGCUGGUAUGGAUGUGGGAGUUGUUCGGCAUUACACCUUUGGCUGUAGCCGAGCUUCACUAUGGUAUCAAAGGGAAUGAAGACUGUCAGACUGGUUCUUUGAAUAGGCGCUUUGGCUUUCUGUGGCAGCUGUUGUUUAUCCAAGGCAAAUUGCCACCCGCUGUGCAAGUCUACAUGCCUGGUCUAUAAUGCGACAAAUGCACUUUAACAGCUGCGAAUGCCAGUUUUCUAGUUGAGAUGUGUUGAUUGGUGUAGUUUGGCUAGACCAUUCAUAUCGAGUUGUGAACAUAAGGUUCACCGCACGUUCAAUGGUUCAUGAGUUCAUCUCCUGGGUUCCAUAUUAGAGACUGGAGAUUCAAUUCUCCCCAGGGAAGAGGGGAGAAGCUUGGAUUGUGAAGUAGCUGGCCCUUUGGGAUCAUUUGUAAAUAGCGAAAAUCUAUAGGGGCCCUGAUCAUCGUAUUUUUAUUUUUAUCUUAAAAUAUCUCUGAUUUUUUAAGUGUAUUUUUCUGCUGUUUGUUUCAUAAGGCCAAGUAAUUUUCUUUCUACGAAAUUAAUGUUCUCAUAUUCCAGAUUCUGGGAGAAACGAAGUGUGAAGCUGGACUUUGUUGGCGGAACCCGAACUCCAUGAGUUCUUGCAUGUCUGAAUGUAAUGUGAUGCAGCCCGUGCGUCCUUAAUAAAGUUUAGAACAAUGGAGAUUGCUAAGAA